AUGAACCCAACCAUCAAACAACACCACUUCGCAAUUCUAAUCUUCGACGGCGCCGACAUGCUCGACUUCAACGGGACCAAUGAAGAUCUUGAGUCACGCCAACAACGUCAGCCUGACUCGCACCCGCACCGUGCAAACCGGCAGCGCCACCAAACUAACCGUCGACCUCCUCAUCCCCGCCUCGUCUCUAUCCCAACCUACGACAUCCUCCUCAUCCCCGGCACCGCCCCAAGCCUAGUUCACGCCCUAGUGGAAGCGGACAAGCCCGAAAAAGAGCUAAUCCGCACCUUCGCAAGCGCCAGUAGCCCCAAACCACGCAUCCUCUUCUCAAUCUGUACAGGGUCCUUCCUCCUCGGCGCCGCAGGGAUUCUAGCCGGGACGACGGUGACGACGCACCAGCACGCGCUGGACGUUCUACGGUCAAUCUGCGCGGCUCACGGCACUGGCUUAUAUGAGAAGACGCGGGUUGUCCGCCGACGCUUCGUGGAUGGGGGCUUCGUCCGCGGGACGCGGGUGCAGGUGAUUACGGCGGGGGGAAUUAGUUCUGGCCUGGAGGCGACAUUCUACAUUAUUUGUUUGCUUUUGGGUGCUGAGCGGGCGUCGUGGGUGUCGCGGGAGAUGGAGUAUGGGUGGAAGGAGUCGGAGGAUGGGGUUUGGCCGGCGAAGUUGGUUGUUGGGGGCGGCGGUAUUGUCGGCGAGAUAGAAAGGCGUGUACCUGACCUACCGUAG
Molecule: messenger RNA, 729 nt
Organism: Penicillium argentinense
Lineage: Eukaryota; Fungi; Ascomycota; Eurotiomycetes; Eurotiales; Aspergillaceae
Product: ThiJ/PfpI family protein
Exons: 2
Coding region: 1-729 (242 amino acids)
Source: RefSeq, a predicted model, not a curated record